Messenger RNA from Otolemur garnettii (small-eared galago), 3189 nucleotides. It is a transcript of the gene MAN2B1, whose product is annotated as mannosidase alpha class 2B member 1. The record is from RefSeq and is a predicted model, not a curated record. Gene Ontology annotation, molecular function: alpha-mannosidase activity; carbohydrate binding. Gene Ontology annotation, cellular component: lysosome. Gene Ontology annotation, biological process: mannose metabolic process. Lineage: Eukaryota; Metazoa; Chordata; Mammalia; Primates; Galagidae. Bases 19 to 3057 code for a protein of 1012 amino acids. The transcript has 24 exons.
GGAAGCCGCCGCCGAGCCAUGGACGCCAACACGCGGGCUUCGGAGGUCCGCUGUGGCGGCAGCCAACGCACAGCGGGGCCUUGGACGAGUUCCCGCGCCUUGCGGUCAUCGUUCCCGUCUCUCCUCUGUUUUCUUUUGUUGUUGCUGGCGGCGCCCUGCGUUUGGGCGGCGGGAUACGAGACAUGCCCCACAGUACAGCCGAACAUGCUCAAUGUGCAUCUGGUGGCCCACACACAUGACGACGUGGGCUGGCUCAAAACGGUGGACCAGUACUACUAUGGCACCAAGGGAAACAUCCAGCAUGCCAGUGUGCAGUGUAUCCUGGACUCAGUCAUCCCUGCCCUGCUGGCAGAUCCCACCCGCCGCUUCAUCUAUGUGGAGAUAGCCUUCUUCUCUCGUUGGUGGCAUCAGCAGACAAAUUCAACACAGGAAGUGGUGCGGGACCUGGUGCGCCAGGGUCGCCUAGAGUUUGCUAACGGUGGAUGGGUGAUGAACGAUGAAGCGACCACCCACUACGGCGCCAUUGUGGACCAGAUGACACUUGGGCUGCGCUUCCUGGAAGACACAUUUGGCAACGACGGGCGCCCCCGUGUGGCCUGGCACAUAGAUCCUUUUGGCCACUCCAGGGAGCAGGCCUCGCUGUUUUCCCAGAUGGGCUUUGAUGGCUUCUUCUUCGGGCGCCUUGAUUAUCAAGAUAAACUGGAGCGGGAGAAGAAGCUGGAGAUGGAAUAUAUGUGGCAGGCCAGCACCAGCCUGACGCCCCCAAUUGCCAACCUCUUCACUGGUGUGCUUCCCAAUAAUUAUGAGCCACCAAAGAAUCUAUGCUGGGACAUACUGUGUACUGACAAUCCCAUCGUAGAGGACCCCCAAAGCCCUGAGUACAACGCCAAGGAACUGGUCAAUUACUUCCUGCGUAUGGCCACUUCUCAGGCCCAGAAAUACCGCACCAACCACACCAUGAUGACCAUGGGCUCGGAUUUCCAAUAUCAGAAUGCCAACAUGUGGUUCAAGAAUCUUGACAAACUCAUCCGGCUGGUCAAUGCCCAGCAGCAGGCAAACGGGAGCCGAGUCAAUGUUCUCUACUCCACCCCUGCUUGUUACCUCUGGGAGCUGAACAAGGCCAACCUCACCUGGUCGGAGAAACAUGACGAUUUCUUCCCUUAUGCGGACGGCCCCCACAUGUUCUGGACCGGCUAUUUUUCCAGCCGGCCAGCCCUCAAACGCUAUGAACGCCUCAGCUACAACUUCCUGCAGGUGUGCAACCAGCUGGAAGCACUGGUGGGUCCGGCGGCCAACGUGGGACCCUAUGGCUCAGGAGACAGUGCACCCCUCAAUGAGGCGAUGGCAGUGCUCCAGCAUCACGACGCUGUCACCGGCACCUGCAAGCAGCACGUGGCGGACGACUAUGCGCGCCAACUAGCGGCCGGCUGGGAGCCUUGCGAGGUUCUCCUGAGCAAUGCUCUGGCAAGGCUCAGUGGUUCCAAGGAAGACUUCACAUUCUGUCGCGACCUUAACAUCAGCAGAUGCCAGCUCAGCCAGACCUCCUCGUCGUUCCAGGUCACUAUUUAUAACCCCCUGGGGCGGAAGGUGGACUGGAUGGUGCGGCUGCCGGUCAGCAAAGGUGUUUUCCUUGUGAGAGACCCCCAAGGCAGGACUGUGGAUAACAAUGUGGUGAUACUUCCCAGCACAGACAGGCAAAUGGACCAUUCAGAGCUACUAUUCUCAGCCUCAGUGCCUGCUCUGGGCUUUAGCACCUAUUCAGUAACCAAGAUGACCAACGGGAAGCUCCAGACCCGUGCCCCAAGGCGCAGGCCCAAGAAGUCCUCGUUUAAUGUCUUGGCCAUUGAAAAUGAGCACAUCCGGGCAACGUUCAACCCUAAAACGGGGCUCUUGAUGGAGAUUGAGAACCUGGACAAGAAACUGCUACUGCCUGUUCAGCAGGCCUUCUUCUCGUACUUCGCUAGUAGGGGCGACAGGCUGAGUGACCAGGUUUCAGGUGCUUACAUCUUCAGACCCAACCAGUCGCAACCACUGCCUGUGAGACGCUGGGCUCAGAUCCGUGUGGUGAAGACAGACUUGGUGCAGGAGGUGCACCAGAACUUCUCAGCCUGGUGUUCCCAGGUGGUUCGCCUGUACCCAGGACAGCAGCAUCUAGAGUUGGAGUGGACAGUAGGGCCAAUACCUGUGAUCGAUUCCUGGGGGAAGGAGGUCAUUAGCCGCUUUGACACACCACUAAAGACAAAUGAACGUUUCUACACAGACAGCAAUGGCCGGGAAAUCCUGGAGAGGAGGCGGAAUUAUCGACCCACCUGGAACCUGAACCAGACGGAGGAGGUGGCAGGAAACUACUACCCAGUGAACAGCCGGAUUUAUAUCACGGAUGGGCAAGUGCAGCUGACAGUGCUGACUGACCGCUCCCAGGGGGGCAGCAGUGUGAGAGAUGGCUCCCUGGAGCUCAUGGUGCACCGAAGGCUGGUGAACGAUGACAGACGUGGCAUAGGGGAGCCACUGAUGGAGUCGGGGUCAGGGGCAUUGGUGCGAGGGCGCCACCUUGUGCUGCUGGACACCUUUCAGGCUGCGGCCUCUGGGCACCGUCUGCUGGCAGAGAAGGUGGUCCUGGCUCCGCAGGUGGUGCUGGCCCCGGGUGGCGGCGUCCCCUACAACCUUGGGGCUGCUCCACGCCUACAGUACUCGGGGCUGCGGAGGGAGCUACCGCCCUCGGUGCAUCUGCUCACGCUGGCCCGCUGGGGCCCUGAGAUGCUGCUGCUGCGCUUGGAACACCAGUUUGCCCUGGGGGAGGAUUCAGGACGCAACCUGAGCUCCCCUGUGACGUUGGACUUGCAGGACAUGUUCUCCGCCUUCACCAUCACCCGCCUGCAGGAGACCACGCUGGCAGCCAACCAGCUCCGGGCCUCUGCCUCCAGGCUCAAAUGGACAUUGAAGUCAGGCCCCACACCCCACUCCACUCCCUAUCUGUUGGAUUCGGCCACUGUCACGCUACAGCCCAUGGAAAUCCGGACCUUCCUGGCCUCAGUUCAGUGGAACAAGAAUGGUUAGACCUGUUGGUAUGACCCCUCGGAGCUUGAGCCCCUUGCUCUCAGGGCAGGGCAGACUUUCCCCUUUCUCUUGCUGCUGCCACCAUUAACAAAAGCUAUUAAAAUGCCACUUCUGAGACAGGUGACAGUGUAA